AUGCCCGCAAUUGAGUUCGCCAACUCCUACGGGAGCUCCGUGCACCACCUUGUGUCAGGUUCUUAUACUAACAAGACACUCUUCCUCCUUGCCUUCGAUACCAUUGCUAAGACAUUGACUUUGAACUCUACUGUUCCAGGCUUUGGACUUCAUCAAUUUGUCACCAGCAAUGCUGCCAAGGACCGCGUCUAUGCCACCGCCAUGAGCGAGCCUCCUCAGCUGUUUUCGUGGUCGGUAGAUGAGAACUAUCAGUUUACCCACCUUGACACGGUCAAUAUCACGUCUUCAUCUUGCUACUUCUCGGACGAUGGCAACCUGGCUUUUUCUUCUGGUGGCUCAACUGCUGCUAUCCAUGCUCUCACCGAGAAUGGUGCUAUCGGCGAGCAGGUUCAAGAGCUCUACAUGGUACCAGAGGAAGAAAUUAAGAACGUGAACAAGACAAGAGCGGCCGUGAUAUCCAAGCUCUAUGGUGCUCAUGCCUUUGACAUCAAUGUCAAUAGAAAGGGUUUCGUUCCUCAUUUGGGCAUGAACUCCAUUUUCAUGUACGACAUUGCGGAAAACGGGACUGCUACGCCUCUGUCUAUCAACCUUAGUCCAACUGAGGGUGAUGGACCACGAAACUCUUAUUCUAGUAAAGAUGGAAAGCUCCUUUACGUGAGGGCGAGUGCCAUUCCUGAUGCUGUGCGAGGGGUCUAUACCUUCCGCAGCAACACAGUCCAGAUGUCCCGCGACGGCAAAUACCUCUUCACCAGUACUCGAAGCUGGAACAACACCGAAGCAAAUGGCUACGUCGCGGCAUUUGCCCUCAGCGAUGACGGACUUCUGAAGAGCGAGAAAGCCGUCGCCUUUUACGAGGCACCUGUCACUCUUGGCUCUGCUGGAGGUCUCCGAGUCGCUCCUUGGCAAGAUGAAACUAACAGUGAUCCCAAUGGCAUUACGGACUACAUGUAUCUCAGUGAUACGUCUGAGGGCUGGAUGUUUAUUCUUGGUUGGACCCCUUCGAAUCAUACUCUCGAUGUUGUGGCUUCGCUGCAUUAUCCUGAUAACAGCACGCCUUACGAAGCGACUUGGCUCGAUUAG
Messenger RNA from Fusarium tjaetaba, 1080 nucleotides. RefSeq names its product muconate cycloisomerase I. Lineage: Eukaryota; Fungi; Ascomycota; Sordariomycetes; Hypocreales; Nectriaceae. The record is from RefSeq and is a predicted model, not a curated record. The transcript is spliced from 6 exons. Gene Ontology annotation, molecular function: 6-phosphogluconolactonase activity; protein binding. Bases 1 to 1080 code for a protein of 359 amino acids.